Messenger RNA from Propithecus coquereli (Coquerel's sifaka), 1327 nucleotides. RefSeq names its product dihydrouridine synthase 4-like (S. cerevisiae) (gene DUS4L). The transcript is spliced from 7 exons. The coding region runs from base 163 to 1116 and encodes 317 amino acids. NCBI's taxonomy places the organism in Eukaryota, Metazoa, Chordata, Mammalia, Primates, Indriidae. The record is from RefSeq and is a predicted model, not a curated record. Gene Ontology annotation, molecular function: flavin adenine dinucleotide binding; tRNA dihydrouridine synthase activity. Gene Ontology annotation, biological process: tRNA processing.
GAUACCAGAGCAGUGGGGCGCCGAGGGCCCGAGCACUCUGGGCCCAGCGCAGCGAGGGCGCCAAGGCCGCCGGUCGGCGCUCUCCGCCAUCUCUUGCCGCCGCGCCCCCGGGCUGGCGCUGUUCACCCGGCCAAAGAGAAGAUUUGAAACAAAUCUGUGUUCAUGAAGAGUGACUGCAUACAAACCACAAUAUGUCAAGAAAGAAAAAAAGAUCCAAUAGAAAUGUUUCAUUCUGGGCAGCUUGUAAAAGUCUGUGCCCCUAUGGUUCGAUAUUCAAAGUUGGCUUUCAGAACACUAGUAAGAAAAUACAGUUGUGAUCUGUGUUAUACACCAAUGAUAGUUGCUGCUGAUUUUGUCAGAUCUAUAAAAGCCAGAGACAGUGAAUUUACCACAAACCAAGGUGAUUGCCCAUUGAUUGUUCAAUUUGCUGCUAAUGAUGCAAGAAUUUUAUCUGAUGCUGCUCGUAUAGUCUGUCCUUAUGCGAAUGGAAUAGACAUUAACUGUGGUUGUCCUCAGAGGUGGGCAAUGGCAGAAGGUUAUGGGGCUUGCUUAAUAAACAAGCCAGAGCUUGUUCGAGAUAUGGUGAAACAAGUAAGAAAUGAAGUGGAAAACCCCAGAUUUUCAGUUUCUGUUAAAAUAAGGAUCCAUGAUGACCUUCCAAGAACUAUAGAUCUUUGUCGAAAGGCUGAAGCAACAGGAGUUUCCUGGAUUACAGUCCAUGGAAGAACUGUUGAAGAAAGACAUCAGCCAGUGCACUAUGAUGCCAUUAAAAUAAUUAAGGAGAAUAUGUCUAUACCUGUAAUUGCUAAUGGAGACAUCAGAAGCUUAAAGGAAGCAGAAAAUGUGUGGCAGAUUACUAGGACAGAUGGUGUGAUGGUUGCAAGAGGACUCUUAGCGAACCCUGCCCUGUUUGCUGGAUAUGAGGAAACCCCACUGAAAUGCAUCUGGGACUGGGUUGACAUUGCUCUUGAACUUGGAACUCCGUACAUGUGUUUCCAUCAACAUUUAAUGUACAUGAUGGAAAAGAUAACUUCAAGACAGGAAAAAAGAAUAUUUAAUGCUCUGUCAAGCACAUCAGCAGUCUUAGAUUACCUUACAGAGCAUUAUGGCAUUUAACUGGACUUCCUAAAUUAUUUUAAUAUAUGCUUUAUUUUAUACCUACAAUGAAACUAGAGGUGGUCAUAUCUUGGUUUUUACUUUAAAUCGGUGGCUUUUAAACUUUAGUAUAAAAACAGUCCCUGGGAACAUUUUUUAAAAAUCCGUCCUAAACCCCAUCCUCAGAGAUAGUUUUAAAGAAGACUCCACGUGGUCCAAAUAUCCUUGUUAU